Messenger RNA from Zalophus californianus (California sea lion), 1716 nucleotides. It is a transcript of the gene C15H10orf105, whose product is annotated as chromosome 15 C10orf105 homolog. The transcript is spliced from 2 exons. Lineage: Eukaryota; Metazoa; Chordata; Mammalia; Carnivora; Otariidae. The record is from RefSeq and is a predicted model, not a curated record. The coding region runs from base 190 to 561 and encodes 123 amino acids.
GGCUAGCUGGAGAGUGAGUGAAGACGGCCCGCUCUGCCCAGCCUGGCUGACUGAGGGGCACAGGGCACGGCAGAGUCCAGGGCAGGCUGGGGACGCGGUUGGCACCCGGUGCUCCUUGGCCCUCCCGUGGACGGCUAAGACGACCUUUCCACCAAGCUUGGGACUGCUGAGCGCUGGCUCUGAGGAGCCAUGAGCACACAGGGUCCUAGCCUCCUGGCCUUCCUCACAGCUCCUGUCACUCCGGGCAGCCCCACAGAGGUGGCUGACCCCCUCCCCAUGCUCAUCGUCCUUGCCUGCAUCUUCCUCCUGCUGGCCAGCUGUCUGCUGUUCAUGACCCUCUGCAGACCAGCCGCGCUGGACCCGGCCCAGCGCCGGGCUCGGGAGUGCAUGCCCCACCACCCUGGGAGCUCCAGCGAGCCGCAGCUCAGGCUCUGGAAGCGCCUGGGCUCUCUGCGCCACUCCCUGCACAGCUUCCGCCGGGGCAGGCCUGCUCCCCGACGCCCCCUGCCAGGCUGCGAUGUCACCCACGAUUGCGACUGCACGGAAUCCACCAAGAUGUGAUGGGGCGGCUCCGGCCUCCCGGACCCAGCCACGGACCCUCCUGCCUCGGACAGAGCCCGGAACCAGGGGCUGCGGACAGACGCGGGCCACACGCUCAGCCCCAGUGGUCCUCUCUGUGCCCAGGCCCGUGGCCUUUCCCAGACACAGCCCUGGGAGGAGGACCUGCCUCUCUGCAGACCCUCCAGCUGCUGCCUGCUGAAAGACGGCUGGGCCGACUGCGCGGCCGGAGGGUGUGAACUGCAGCCCCCGGUACCCUCCUCCGGCAACCAGGCACCAGCCACCUCCGGGAAGCAGUGCCCCUGCUCCCCAGCAGAAGUCCUGCUCACCCUCCAGGUGCCAAAGCCCAGCGUGGAUUCCAGUUUGACUUGCCAAAUGGCCAAAGGUUCCCUCCAGCCAACGGAAAUACUCGGCCCACAUGGGGGGCAAGGUACUGUCUUGCCCUCUGUGCCAACUCAGUGCCCGAGGCAAGAGGAAAGCCAGGGACUUCUCUCCUUGGAAUUCCUGGGCCCCACCAGCAUUCGCCUGAUAAUCCCCAGGCGCAGCCAGCACCCUUGUGGUGGGUGAGAUGCCCGGUGCCCGUUGGGAGGAGGGCAAGCAGGAGGCUCUCACCACUACCCAGCUCAUUGCCAUCUUGGCGCCCGCCCCCCCCCCCCCGAAGGUGCUGACGUUGUUACAGUGGACCAGGAAGGGGCUGAGAAUGGGUUAAGGAGCUCCUUGAGAGGCCAGGAGCCGUGCUGUGUCAGAGUGGUGGGAGGCAAUGCCAGAAGCUAGACGUGAUGCCACCUGGGCUCUGAGGACACAUCAUAGUGCUCCUGCCUCAUGCAGGGCAGGAGGCAUCCUCCCUUUGGGGUAGGAGGAUCCAGACCUCUCCAGGACAGCACCUCAAACCUGGAGCACACUAGGUCUGCUCUCUGAGUUUCUGGCAAUUGCGUCAUUGACUGGCUACCUGCCAAAGCAAUCCCACCCUAGAGUGGACUUCUCAGCAUUCCAAACCCCCAAACUCUCCCCACAGGGCCGUGACUCUGGGUCCCAGACUUGGAGAGUAGGCAGAAGGGUUCUGAGCUGCCUACCUCCUGCCCCAGAGAGUCAGCUGGCCAGGGCCACCUGGUGCCCAGCCACAGGGCUGCCCCAGCCCCCCUGCUGUGACUCACGGUG